This is a messenger RNA of Perognathus longimembris pacificus (Pacific pocket mouse), 1359 nucleotides long. RefSeq names its product HLA class II histocompatibility antigen, DP beta 1 chain-like. NCBI's taxonomy places the organism in Eukaryota, Metazoa, Chordata, Mammalia, Rodentia, Heteromyidae. Gene Ontology annotation, cellular component: MHC class II protein complex; membrane. Gene Ontology annotation, molecular function: MHC class II protein complex binding. Gene Ontology annotation, biological process: immune response; positive regulation of T cell activation; immunoglobulin production involved in immunoglobulin-mediated immune response. The record is from RefSeq and is a predicted model, not a curated record.
AUGGCUGGGGAAAUCCGAGCCACAGGGCGCUUUCAGCUAGAAAAAGAGAUACCUCUCACAGUGACCAUCUGCCUAAAUCUUCAUUUAUUGAGUUCUCCAUUCCCUGGCUGCUACUUUCUCCGUGGCAGUAGCUUUUUCCAGCUCCAAGAUGGCCCUUCUGGUCCCCAAGGCUCCCUGGCCAGUCACUCUGAUGGGGUUUCUGGUGUUGUGGAGCAACUCCAUGGUCUGGAGCAGGGCAACUCCAGAGAAUUACGUGUAUCUGGGACUGACGAGUGCUACGCGUUCAACGGGACGCAGCGCUUUCUGGAGAGAUAUAUCUACAACCGCGAGGAGUACGCGCGCUUCGACAGCGACGUCGGGAAGUUCAUCGCGGUGACCGCGCUGGGCCGGUCGACCGUCGAGUACUGGAACAGCCAGGAGGUCGUGGAGAGCAAGCGGGCGGUGGUGGACACCGUGUGCAGACACAACUACGAGCUGGACGAGGGCUUCACCCUGAAGCGCCGGGUCCAGCCUAAAGUACACGUGUCACCCUCCAAAAAGGGGUCCCUGGAGCACCACGACAUGCUUGUCUGCCACGUGACAAGUUUCUACCCAGGAAACAUUGAAGUCAGAUGGUUCCGUGGUGACCAGGAGGAGGAGGAUGGGGUGGUGUCCACAGGCCUGGUACACAAUGGAGACUGGACCUUCCAGAUCACGGUGAUGCUGGAAAUGACCCCCCAACAGGGAGAUGUCUACACCUGCCACGUGGUGCACCCCAGCCUGGACCGUCCUGUCACCAUGGAGUGGAAGGCGCAGUCUGACUCCGCGCGCAGCAAGACACUGACUGGCGUCGGGGGCUUCGUGCUAGGGCUCAUCUUCCUUACGGUGGGCAGCAUCAUGCGCGUGAGGAGCAAGAAAGCUCCUCAAGCACCUAGAUAAGUUGUGUUCCAGCCCUGAACUGAAAGACUAGAUGUGCCUCGGAACAAGGAUUUUUCUGGUUCUUUAGUCUUAGAGGCUGAUCUUGGGUUGAAACCCCAGCUUCCCCAAGAAACUUUGCUGUGAAGUAAUUGCUUUGGGACUAGCUUUUCUACUUUUGCUCUUUCAUUCACUGCAAUUUCUCUCCUGAGACCUCUACAUUCCCUUUUACUCAGCUGCACAAAGAAUAAAAAUGCAUUUUCUGAAAAAGAAAGAAGAAGAAAAAUUCAAUGUACUCAUCAGUUUUCUUUUAGGAUACACCAAACCUUAUCUGCUUUUGUCUGAGGGUUUGUUUGUUUGUUUGUGAACGGUGCUAAGGUGGAAGUUCUUUAUCACUUACACCUAGGCAAGAUGAAAGAAAAAGGCUAGGAUGCUACCUAUUGAAUAAAGUGGCACUGACGUGGA